AGUAGACAGAGGCGGAGGAGAGGCCCGUAGCCCGCCCGUAGCCAGUAGCCAUCUCCAUCCAGGCUCAAACCCUAGGGAAUCUACCCAGAAAUCCCACCCCAAUCAGGGCUGUACCGUAUCAAGUAGCCGUCGCGGGGACCGGAUCGCCGCGGCUCGGGGAGGAGCGGAGCAAAUCAUCUGUGGAAGGGUAAGGAUUCGGAGGCGGGAUCAGGAGCUGAGGGAACCUGUUCGAGGUGUCCUAGAGUCGUAGAGAUCGCGCUGAUAUUGGGAGAAAUCGCGGAGAGGCGGAAGCCGAGCAAUAGGACUACAAGAUGCCUCAACUGAGGACUGCCAGCAGGCCGGUGCUUGCCAGAAACUCUACUGGUGGCAUUUUUAUCAGGAGGAGGGUGGCAUCACCGGGAGGCGCCGUCAAGCCGCUGGCUCGACGGGUCCGAACACAUUUCAGCAACAAGGAGAAUGUGCCACCCGUGGGUGCAGCGAGGGCUAAACCAAAGAGGAGAAGCCCUCUACCUGACUGGUACCCAAGGAGCCCACUCCGUGACAUCACAUCAAUCGUAAAGGCUCUUGAGAAAAGAAAUCGCCUAGAGGAGGAUGCGGCUCGCCAACAUAUCCAAUGGAAUGAAGAUUCUCCACAGCCUGUGGAUCCAACAACUACAGUACAUGCAGAGCAUAGUGAUCCUGAUUCUCAAAGCACACAAACUCAAGAAACACUGGGUGUUGUUGCCUCUCCUGGCUCAACUUCAGCUGUUGCGAACAAUGUGACUUCUGUGGCUGAGGACAAGCAAGAGGCAUCUUCCUCUCCAUCGGACUGCUUGCAGAUGGCUCCAUCCAAGCCAAACGAUCCAUCUCCUGCUGAUCUGGAGAAGAAAAUGUCAAGUUCAAUAGAGCAGAUUGAAAAGAUGGUGAGGCGUCAUAUGAAGGAAACUCCAAAGGCUGCUCAGCCUUCCAAGUUAGUUGUCCAAAGGCGCAUACUGAUGUCCAUGCGAUGAGCUGAAGCCUUCUCUGGGCAUCAAUGGUUCUCAUAUCUGCUGCUUUCUUAGCCGCCAGUCAAAGGUUUGUCUAGGGACGGGGGUUCCUGGUUCUCUGCUUGAGGACCCUGUGGUAGGAGAGAUUUCUAGAUCACUGCUUGAGGGCAUGGUUAUCUGUUGAUACAACUUGUCAUGGUACGCUUACUGCACUACAACUUCAGUUGGCUUCACCAGAAAUGAACCACUGUUGUUCACGUCUUCUUGUUUGUGAAGUAUAAGAGUAUAAGACUUCACUGCGUAGUAGUAAGGCGUAUUGGAUACUUGUGGAAUAGAUAGAUAGAACAGGAGCGAGUUGUAACAGCUUGAGUUCUUCAGUUAAUAUAAUACUUCAAUUGGCCUUGCUUAUUGUUCC
This is a messenger RNA of Sorghum bicolor (sorghum), 1380 nucleotides long. RefSeq names its product protein POLYCHOME. The record is from RefSeq and is a predicted model, not a curated record. Gene Ontology annotation, cellular component: nucleus. Lineage: Eukaryota; Viridiplantae; Streptophyta; Magnoliopsida; Poales; Poaceae. The transcript has 5 exons. The coding region runs from base 312 to 989 and encodes 225 amino acids. Gene Ontology annotation, biological process: negative regulation of ubiquitin protein ligase activity; regulation of nuclear division.